Messenger RNA from Populus nigra (black poplar), 2268 nucleotides. RefSeq lists its product as uncharacterized. The transcript has 3 exons. The record is from RefSeq and is a predicted model, not a curated record. NCBI's taxonomy places the organism in Eukaryota, Viridiplantae, Streptophyta, Magnoliopsida, Malpighiales, Salicaceae. Bases 206 to 1624 code for a protein of 472 amino acids. Gene Ontology annotation, molecular function: acetylglucosaminyltransferase activity.
UAACCCUUUCUUUAUUUCGCCAUUUAUGGGGAAAUAACAAACUUGAAAUGUCAAAAGUAGACAACUUGCUUCUACCUUUGCUUCAAUCACGGAAUUGUAGGUAUUUAUACAGUUCAAAUACUUGACUGUCUUCUCUUAGAACAGGCUUUCAAGAAGCUGAAUCAAGAAUCCCUUCUAAUUCAUUCCCCCCUCACCCCUCCUCGAGAUGAAACUUCGGCAGCUAUUGCCGGAAAAGCCCCAUUUUCCUUCUCGGUUUAUCCACUUAGUUAUGGUCUCAUUUUCUGCUUGCAUCAUCUGUCUUCUCGUGUCACUCUUCCUGGUAGGCACUUCCAGGCUUGCACAUAUAAAUUCAUCUUCAGGAAACGUGCGUGCUCCAACAACUCUUAAUCAUAUUGUGUUUGGGAUUGCUUCAAGCAAAAUCUCGUGGCCGAAUAGAAAGGAAUAUGUUAAGCUGUGGUGGAAGCCAGACCAUAUGCGAGGAUGUGUGUUCCUGGACAGCAUGGUUGAGGAAGCAAAUUCCUACAAUGACAGUGGUUCACUCCCUCCUGCGUGCAUCUCCGAGGACACCUCUCGGUUUCGUUAUACUUAUCGAAAUGGUCCCCGGUCAGCAAUUCGUGUGGCACGUGUAGUUUUUGAGACAGUGGCACUUAAUCACUCUGAUGUGCGGUGGUUUGUUUUUGGGGAUGAUGACACAGUUUUCCUUCCUGAGAAUUUGGUGAAGACUCUUUCCAAGUAUGAUCAUGAGCUUUGGUACUACAUAGGAUCUAAUUCUGAGAAUUAUGGGCAGAAUAGAGAAUUUGGCUUUGAGAUGGCCUUUGGUGGUGGAGGAUUCGCCAUAAGUUAUCCACUUGCAAAAGUUUUGGCAAAGGUUUUCGAUGCUUGUAUUGAACGAUAUCCACAUCUAUAUGGAAGCGAUUCCAGGAUCUAUUCUUGCUUGGCAGAGCUUGGCGUGGGAUUGACUCAUGAGCCUGGUUUCCAUCAGGUUGAUAUUCGGGGAGAUCCGUUUGGCUUGUUGACUUCACAUCCACUGGCGCCAUUGGUAUCCUUUCAUCAUUUGGAUCACCUAGACCCCAUCUUCCCUAACAUGACAACUAUGAACUCAAUAGAGCAUUUCUUUAAAGCAGUAAAUAUUGAUUCCCAGAGGGUUUUGCAGAAAACAGUUUGCUAUGAUCGUUGGUUUGGGUGGACUAUUUCUGUGUCAUGGGGCUAUGCUGUUGAGGUAUAUAGCAAUCACGUAUUUUUGCCUGACGUUCUCCCCGUGCAACAAACAUUCAGGCAGUGGAAAAAGGGAGAUGGUUUGGCUGGGGUGUAUACUCUUAACACAAGAGAACCUCAUCCUGACCUAUGCCGAAGACCGACAAUCUUCUUUCUGGAUCAUGUGUCUUCUGGCAGGGACCGAAUUACGAGCCUUUAUAAGAAAAGUUUUGCAAAUUGUUCUAACGACAUGGCUUCACCAAGGAAACUAGAAGAGAUGAAAGUAUAUUCGCAGAAGCUCGAUCUCAGUGAAAAACAGCUUCGUGCUCCAAGGCGGCAAUGCUGUGAUGUCUUGCCUCCUUCUUCUGGAAAAGUGAUGGAAAUUGCAAUUAGAGAAUGCAAAGAGGAAGAACGGGUAUAUAUGCAUUAAUAAUUAUAAUUCAUUUGAGUAUGUGUAUCAGUUCAGGUAGCUUCUUGACUUCAGGAUCCAAAAUAGGGAGCAUAGAUGCUUGUCAUAUUGGUUGGAAAAGAUUGCAGACUUGUUAGUCUAUAUUGUUAUCUCCUCCACUUCGCCUUGAGAUAGCAGCAGAAACUGAAUAGACCAGGUCGAUGCAGUCUGCAAAUUUUUCAUGGCAGGAUCUAUGCCCGAGGUGAUGCCUAAGUACAGUUUUGACUUUUCCUAAUUGCUUCUGAUCAGAGACAUAGUAUGAUUAGAAAGCAAGGAAAACGCACAAAUUCGGCUUUUCAAGAUGCAAGCAAAGAAGUACAACAUGCUGAUGCUUAGAAAGAACUCCAUGAGAAUAUAAUCAAGGAAGCUUCAACAAUGCCUUCACCCUGUACACAUUCUUGCUAUUUUCAAUAUUGUAGCAUAUGCACAAACUUGUGAUUCAAAAAUAGAGAAUACAGAUUACUCUUUAGUGCCUCGAGAUGUUCUUUUGAUUGUAAUGCAAGUAAAUUUAGCACUGAAAUGACCAAAGAAAACGGAUUAAAAAAUGUCUGCAAGUGAUAAUUCACAUUUGAUCUGCAGAAUUAAGAUCCAGAUUGAUACUUUGUACUUCACAGCUUUUUUUUCUU